AUGUGGAAGUUACAUUCAUGUAUACUUAGCAUAUCUAUAACACUUUUAAUUUUUAUUCAUAAUAUUAUUAUGUUAUGUAAUUCAAUGUCUCAUCUACCAACAAAUCUAGUUUCAAGAGAAAUAGAUAUAGAAUUGGAUACAGUACAUCGACUAAAAAGUCAUUUAUCUCCAAAAAUUAUUUUUAUAUUAUGCGGGUCGUCGAUAUGUAUAUUUUAUUGGAUUAUUGUUUUGAUAGUCAGAUUAAACUUCAAUGAUUUGGAUUAUUAUCAGCAAAUAAUUAAAAAUUAUUUAAAAUAUCUUUGGAAUUUAUUAAUCCUACCUUACAUACUAUUCUCAUUAGUGCUUAGCAUUUAUACAAUGCUAAUUCUGAUAGAUGAUAUAAGUUUACUAAAAGAAGAUAUUUCAAAUUAUAUGUAUAGGAUAAUUGAUGCUAUUGGAUCGACAGAAUUUUCAGUGAAUCGAACAAAUCAACUUAUCAAUCACUUAGAAAGGUUACAAUAUGAUUUUACUUGUCGUGGUGUUGAAUCUCAAAUUAACUGGUUAUUGAACAAAUAUUCACUUUCAGUCAAUUAUAUGAAAAGCUUUCAUUUUCAUAAUCAUAUUAUUAUAGAAUUAUCGUCUGAUCUAUGGAACUUUAUCAAACAAACAGAAUUCUUACUGAUCAAUAGUUGUGGUCAUAAUAGAACAAAUCGAUGUUUAAUGCAAACGCUAUACACACAUAAUGAUUGGAACAAUAAUAAAAUCACUUUUAUUAUACCUGUUUACGAAGGUGAUUGUACAAAAUCUAUUACUUUGCAAUUGGCCAGUGAGUUGAAUUCUGUAGUGUGGAUGUACUCAAGCUUAAAUAUUGGUUUACACAUAAUCCAAUUAUUUCUGGACAUAAAUACGUAUGCAAAUGUCUUAGCAAACAUUCCAUGCAAAAAAUGGUUUAUUCGAAUUCCGGAACCUCGUUCAAAAGCUUCUAUCCAACACAAUAUUAGAUUUUCGCCCCAUGAAAUAAGGAACAAUACACAUAUCAAUGAUUCUCAUACUCACACUCAUGAUUUCAUGUCAACUGGGAAUGAGGAAAUAUCAGCCAAAACGUUAAGUCAUCCUUUGGAUUUCAUCAAAGAGUGUAAUGAUACUCAGAUACUUGAAAAUGAGUUUAAAAAGAAUGUAGAAAGUUUAAAAAUAAGAUCACAUGAGCAAACUAACGGUUUAAGAAGACAUCUUAAUAUCAGAACUACAUUAGGACCUUAUGAUACUAAAGUGUCUUGUUACUGUGCUAAAAAGUCAUUCCUCUUUGGACCAGCUGGUUAUGUUUCUAACUUAAAGUUACUGAAAGUAUAUCAAAACUUUCAUUUAUAUAUUAAGUCAAGUGAAAAAGAGCUUGACAAUUUACUUGAUAAAGUAUAUGCUACUAAAAAUACGAAUAUUGGAUGGACAUUAAAAGAUUCAUCAAAACAACAACCGUAUGUUAUUUAUGUCCCUAAAUCGGAUUUCAAAACGAAAAAGUUAAACGUAUAUAAUAAGUUUCGAUAUUGGCUGAAAAAAAGAUGGCCGUUCCUGGAAGCUUUAAUUUAUGAUGAUAAUGACAAGGAGGAUAAGAGGGUCAACCACAUGCACAGAAAUUAUUUAAUAUUUAUUCUACGAUGUAUCUUUUUUUUAAGUUUUGGUUACAUAUUAGGCAAGAUGAUAGUUUUAAUUAUUAGAAACAUUUUCUAUACCAGUGUUAUGGCGGAAGUCGAGUAUCUAACCGUUGAAAACUAUACAGAAGAUUCUUGGAACAACACAAAGCAUAUUAUGGAAGCGUAUAAAAUUAUACAGGAGGUUGAGGAACGAGCAGAUAUGUUUAUCAUGAUAACAAUUGUUAUAGGUACUUUAAUUUCGUCACGUGUACGUUGUUUAUCAUUAUUAGUUAUACCAACAUUUGGAUUAACAGUUGGUCAUAUACUCGUUGCAAAUCAAUUGAUACACACAACAUUUAUUGGACCAAUGACAUCAAUUGAUCACAACCUGAAUACAUUGAGAAAUGUUUUCAGUUGUUUAAACGAACUGAAUCAUAAUGUUUCAAGGGUUUCUGACAGUUCAAAUCAUGCCGAUUAUACGUAUUAUGAUGUGGGAAAUUCAUCAACUGACUUGAUUCUGUCCUAUAACGCACCAAGUUAUGUUACCACUUCUUUAAAAAUAUUGCGAUUGAUGAAUGAAGCUGGUAGAGAUUUGAGCGAAGCAAUUUCCAAGUAUCAAUACAAUUUACCUUCGUUGGAUAAAUUGACUGAUGAUUAUAGAAACUUGACAAAUAUAUUUGAGAAAUCUUAUUCACAAUUUGAUUUUGUUUCAAAAACUUUUCAAAGUGAAGCUAAAAAACUUUCACAUGAAAUGAAUAGAAGAUUUCAUGAUAGAUUUGAAGAAUUUAAGCUGAAUGUCAAAGCUUAUAAAUCAGAAAACGUUGCCUUGAAUCAAAUUGGUAUAAAUACAUUAAAUAUUGACAUGAAAAAUAUGCAAUUAGAGUAUGAAAUGCUCAAUUAUCUACUUCAUAAAUGUAUAGCUAUACAUGAAAGAAAAUUUUCUAUUUGUUUAAAUGAAUCACAAAAGAUUUGUAAGACGUUAACAAAAAAUCCUGAAUUACAAGGUGUAUGGCUUAAUGAUCUAUGUGCUCAUUAUUAUCAACCUGACGAGUUUUGUGAGUUAUCCACUUAUAUGAAUGAAUUGAGACAUAAUUGUGUUUUAGAUAUGAAAGUCAUUGAAAUGGAAUUUGGAUUUAGUAGUUAUCUUUCAGAAUUAUAUGAAUUACUGAAAUCGUUUAAAAAAUCAAUGAAAAUUGAAAUACUCACAAAUAAAAGUGAAGUAAACAAAGAAGAUAUCCAAUGGAUAGAAACAGAAGAAGAAAUUAUUGAUAAAAUUGAAUUUAUUGAUGUAACCAUGACUCCUAAAGUUAACAAUCUUUUAAACUCAUUUAUAUUAUCAACUACAUUGUUUAGAUUAUUCUUUAUACUACUUAUAUAUCAAGCGCAUAAAUAUAUUUCAAAUUAUUUAUUAGAUAUCAAUUUUGAUAAUUUAUAUUUUAAGUUAAAAUAUCAAUUGUCCAUUACAAAACUUUUAAUUGAUGACCAAAUGAUGUUAUCCCCUUUGAAAUCCAUUCAAAAGUUUUUAAUACUACUGAAUUAUUUCAGUAGUAUAUGGAUGAAUAUUAAAAAUUCUUCGAAAAAUUUAUUUUUAGUUAUAAUGAUUGGAUUAAUACUAUUGUGUAUAUUUUAUUUAGAUUCACAAACAUAUGAUUUAGUAAAUUUAUUAGAUAUACUACUAUUAAAUCAUAUACAAUUCAAUGAUAAUAUAACUGAAAAGUUUCAAAAAGUUAUCAUAUCUAAUUAUACAACAAAUAUGAUUGAUACUACUAUUGAAACUAAUUUUGUAAAAGACAUUGAAAAUGGUUUAUUUGAAGAGAUAACCAAAGUGAUAUUACAAAAUAUUGAACAGUCAAACGAUAAUCAUUUAAAUUAUAAUAUUAAUGAAUGUCGAAGAUAUGGACUUAAAACAGAUUUAAAGUAUAAUAAUUAUUUUUAUUCUUUAUGGAUGAUAUUUAUGGUGUUAACAGUCACAUCAACUGGUUUGUUAUAUAUGCGUCAUAGAAUUGUAGAAUUUUUUUAUCCAGAGCAUAUAAAACGUCGCAAAGUAGCUUUAUCCAGUUAUUUGUUAGUAUUAAGUCGUAAUUAUCUAAGUGAAUCAUAUCAACAAACUUCUGAUCAUGGACAAAGUGAUUGUUUACAAGAAGAAAUGAGAAAUUUACCAGAACUAUCAAUUCUAGGUAGAAUAUAUUCAAAAUUGAUAUAUCUAUUUAGUUUCGAUAAAAGUAUCUGCUCUAUAUGCUAUGGUAAGUUUCAACCAUACCCUAAAGACAACGUAACAAUUGGUUAA
Messenger RNA from Schistosoma rodhaini, 3894 nucleotides. The record is from the annotation of a GenBank genome assembly. Lineage: Eukaryota; Metazoa; Platyhelminthes; Trematoda; Strigeidida; Schistosomatidae.